Drosophila teissieri is the source of this 10296-nucleotide messenger RNA. It is a transcript of the gene apolpp, whose product is annotated as apolipophorins. NCBI's taxonomy places the organism in Eukaryota, Metazoa, Arthropoda, Insecta, Diptera, Drosophilidae. Gene Ontology annotation, biological process: lipid transport. Bases 160 to 10218 code for a protein of 3352 amino acids. The transcript is spliced from 8 exons. Gene Ontology annotation, molecular function: lipid carrier activity. The record is from RefSeq and is a predicted model, not a curated record.
UAAAGUGAGUGUUUUCACAUAAUCCGGCUUAAUUCGUAGACAGUGCUCAUUGUAUUCGAAUCUGUUUAAUUCGCGGACGGCCUGUGUGUUUUCCGAUCUAAGAAGUAUAUACAAAAUUAAAUAGGACCAGUGCUGGCUAUCCACAAGGGGCCAAGCGUAAUGGCUAGGAUGAAAUAUAUUAUCGCUUUGUUUGGAAUCCUAUCAUCUGUGUUUUUAACAAUUGCUGUAAAUGCUGAAAUCACUUGCAAUCUAGGAUGUCCGAAAUCUGACAAUGGACUUUUAAAGUACAUACCCGGCAACUCCUAUGACUAUUCCUUCGACAGUAUUUUAACUAUUGGACUGAAUAGCGACGUUCUUAGUGACUCCGAUGAUACCAGUCUUAAAGUAUCCGGAUCUGCAAAAAUUUUUGCGAAAGGAAACUGUGGGUAUACAUUACAGUUAAGUUCCGUUAAGGUAUCUAAUACAAAAGAGUCUGUGGAGAAAAAAAUAUUGAAUAGCAUUCAGAAGCCAGUUCAGUUCACACUGGUCAGUGGAAUUUUGGAGCCACAAAUUUGCUCAGACUCCAACGACUUGGACUACUCAUUGAAUAUUAAGCGUGCAGUUGCGUCAUUGCUCCAAUCAGGAACAGAAGCGGAACAUGAAGUUGACGUAUUCGGAAUGUGCCCUACACAUACAUCAAUAUCGAAAGUGGGUAACGCAAAUAUAAUUACGAAGGCGCGGAACUUAAACAGCUGUUCGCAUCGCGAGCAGAUAAACAGUGGUUUGGUGUCCGGCAAAGUCAACGAGAAAGCUGGCAUUACAUCUAGCCUGCUGCUGCAGGCCAACUAUAUUAAGGAGUCAAAGAUUGUAAACAACCUAAUUGAAAAUGUUCAGCUGACAGAAACAUACAAGUUUAUUGGAAAUACUAAAGGAAACUCUGAUAUCAGUGCAACAGUAAUCACGACAUUGAAACUGAAAAAUCCUAGCGGUACCAAGGCCAACUCACCGGCAACUGGUUCUACUGUCAGAAGCGUAAUAUUCCAGAGACCAGAAACCUAUACGUCCAAAAAUAUUAACGCCCUUAAAACGAUUCUAGCUGAUCUUGUAGAUUCUACUGGCGAGUAUGUAAAAAAAGAAAGCGCAAAAAAGUUUGUUGAGUUUAUAAGGUUGCUACGUCAAUCUGAUAGUGAGACUUUAUUAGAACUGGCUGCAUAUCCACAUCCCAACAAAGUCUUAGCACGCAAGGUAUAUUUGGAUGGAUUAUUUCGUACCAGCACAGCAGAAUCAGCUAGAGUUAUAUUAAAACAGCUUUCCAAAUUUGAUGAGAAGGAGAAAUUACUUGCAAUAUUGUCCUUAAACUUAGUCAAAAGUGUUGACAAAGAGACCCUCAAUCAAGCGGCUGCUCAGCUCUUACCAAACGCCCCUAAAGAGCUAUAUAUAGCUGUGGGUAGUUUAGUUGCUAAAUAUUGUUUAGGAAAUAAUUGUCAAGGACCGGAAGUUGAUGCCAUAUCUAAAAAGUUUUCUGAUGGCCUUAAACACUGUAAGCCAAAUACUAAGCGAGAAGAAGAGCGCAUUGUGUACAUUUUAAAGGGAAUAGGAAAUGCAAAGAGCUUAAGUGGCAAUACGGUUGCUGCUCUAAGUGAGUGCGCUUCCACAGGGCGCUCUAACCGCAUACGUGUCGCAGCUGUGCACGCGUUUUCAUCAGUUAAAUGCGAUGGAACCUUGCAAUCUAAAUCCUUGGAACUUCUUAAGAAUCGUAACGAAGAUUCAGAGUUACGCAUUGAAGCUUAUUUGUCCGUUAUCUCAUGCCCUAACGCUGAGGUUGCUAAUCAAAUUUCGGAAAUAGUGAAUUCCGAAACUGUUAACCAGGUUGGAGGCUUUAUUUUAUCUAAUUUAAAAGCAAUUCGAGACUCUACCGACGUCAACCGUGAGCAGCAAAAGUAUCAUUUAGGUAACAUUAGGGUGACAAAAAAAUUUCCCAUUGACUACAGACGAUACAGUUUCAACAAUGAGGUUUCCUAUAAACUUGAAUCCCUUGGUAUUGGCGCCAGCUAUGAUUAUCAAUUAAUAUAUUCGCAACAUGGAUUCUUGCCGCGAUCAUCUCGUAUUAAUGUAACAACGGAACUUUUCGGCACCAACUACAAUGUAUUUGAGGCAAGCGUACGACAAGAAAAUGUUGAAGAGGUAUUGGAAUACUAUUUGGGACCGAAAGGAUUGGUGAACAAAGAUUUUGACGAAAUUGUUAAACUCAUUGAAGUUGGAAAUAAUGGUGGUGCUGCUGCUGGUGGCCGAGCCCGUCGUUCAAUUGUUGACGACGUUGGUAAAAUUUCGAAAAAGUAUAAGACGUAUGGCAGCAAAAAUGUGCAAGAUCUUAAUUUAGAUGUGUCCUUAAAACUGUUUGGUUCGGAAUUGGCGUUCUUGAGCCUUGGCGACAACAUACCAAGUUCUCUGGAUGACAUUAUCAACUACUUCUCAACUUCUUUCGAAAAAGCAAAACGGGAACUAUCUUCGUUUGAAAAGCAACUUUCCAGUCACCAUUUAUUCCUUGAUACCGACCUUGCAUAUCCAACUAGCAUUGGAGUACCGUUGGAACUUGUAGCCCAAGGCUUUGCAGCUACCAAAAUUGAUCUUGCCGUUAGCCUUGAUAUUAAUGCUAUUCUAGAACAAAACUGGCAAAAGGCUAAGUACAGACUAAAGUUUGUUCCGAGUGUCGAUAUUAAUGCUAACCUUCAGAUAGGCUUUAAUGCACAAGUACUCUCCACUGGACUUCGUGUGGUAUCAUCAGCGCAUUCAGCGACUGGUAGCGAUAUUAUUGUAGCUGUUAUUAAGGAUGGAGAAGGCUUUAACGUUGACCUCGAGCUACCACGCGAAAAACUUGAGCUUAUUAAUUUUAACGUUGAUACCGAACUAUAUGUAGCCGAACAAGACAAACAAAAGGCUAUUGCCCUUAAGGGUAACAAAAAAAAUAAGAAUUCUCAGCCUAGUGAGAUUUGCUUCAAUCAAUUGGAACUUGUUGGAUUAAAUAUUUGUAUUGAGAGUUCAACAAGCUUAGGUGAAGUUCAAGCUGGAAACGGUAAUGUUCCAGAAAGAGGACUUUCUGUUUCGGAGAAAUUUCACUUAUCCAAACCAUUUAGUUUCGCCGUUUACUUAACGACUGAACGCAAAUUUUCGUUCAAAGGAAUUCACACACAGGAAGCUUUUUCCCAAAAAUGGAAAUUAGAUUAUUCCACUCCUGGAUCCAAAGUUUCUCAUGAUACAACAGUUGUCUAUGAGCUCGGAAAUAAGCCUAGGGUAUAUAGUAGAUUAUCCUUUGAUAACUCACAAUGCCACUUUGCAGUGGAAGCUGGAAUAAACAACGACAAAAGUGAAUUGGUUGUAUAUGGUCAAUAUGAACAAGAUAAGGACAUAAAAAAAAGUAAAAUUGGCUUUAGCAAAAGCGGAAAUGAAUACAAACCUUUAAUUGAAAUCCAAGACAAUAAUGGAAUCUCAAACAGCAUAAAUGGGUACCGCGCUGACGGAAAAAUAGUUGUUAAAAAAAACAGUAAUAACAUUGAAAGAUAUUAUUUCGAAAACUUUCAAGUGUCAAAUGCUAAUAACGCCCGCGUAGUACUAAACGGAUGGUCGGAAGUUGGAUCUAAUUCAUUAACUUCUGAGCUUCGAAUUACAUCAGAUCAGCGAACAUUCUUAAUAAAAAAAAAUGUCAAAUUGGAAAAUGGCCUGUAUGAGGCAGGUUUCUACAUAAAUGAUGAACGUUCUCCUGAAAAUAUUUACGGAAGUUCAAUACAUUUGACAAUAGCUGAUCAGUCUUAUGCCAUUAAACUGAACGGUAAAGCAGCAGAUUGGUCCAUUGGCACCGAUGGCGGUUUGGAUUUCCAAAAACAUGGUGAUUCCGAUUCUGUGCGUGCAGGCUCACUUGUGCAAAAUUUUGAAAUUCAAUAUAAAAACAAGCAGGUUGGAGCAUUAAAGAUUAAGUCAAAUUUUGAUAUUAAUAAAUUGGAUCUGGAUGUGGAAAUUUCACGAGAACAAAAAAUUGGCUCCAUAAUCGUUAAAUUCGAAAGCAAUCAGCGACACGCGCAGGAUUAUUCCCUGGAGGCUAAAGCAAAUAUUAACAAGCAGUCUAUAGAUGUUAUAUCUAAGCGUGAUUUUAAUGGAAACGUCUAUGUUAUUGAUAACUCUAUAGUAACAAGUUGGGGAACUUUACUGUCUGCAAAGGGAGAAAUAGGACAACGUUACUCGGCCCAAGACAUUAAUAUUAAUAUUCAAGGCAAUGUUCAAAUAAGCGGCAAGGACAAAGCUACCCAAUGGAUACUUAAAGUAAUCGGCACACCUGACAAAACCAACAGCGAGUUUAGGAUUAGUCGAGACACCGCAGAGCUUGUUAAGCUAACCAGUGAGUCGCAGCAUCCGCAAGACAAAAUAUCCUUGGCUAAGCUUAAUCUUAUUGUCAAAAAUCAGUUAACUGCCAAAGGCGAGUUUCGCGUAGCUAAAAAUGGCAAGGGGGAAUUGACAGCCAGUAUUGAGACUUUGAAGACUGAACCGAAGCACAAAAUAGAAAUGGAAUCUAAAUUCCACAUACAGGCUCCCAAGUACGAUAUUGAUGCUUCGUUAACGCUGGACGGAAACAAGAAAUUGCACUUAAAGUCUGAAAACAAUAUAGAAAAGUUAAAGUUCUCUACUAAAAACAUUGGUGAGGCAAACGACAAAAAAGUUGCUUUCGAGGCUAAUGGAAGUUUAAAAGGCGAAUUGCGAGGAAUAGGGGAAAUACAAGGUACCUUUAUAUUUAAUGCUCCUGAUGGUCGAGUCAUCGCUGGCAGUAUAAAUCGAAAGUUCUCCAUAAAUGCAAAAACUGGCUUAUCCCAAGGCAACAUGGACGCACAACUUAGUGAUACACCAUCUGGCAGUAAUAAAAAACGCUCAAUUACACUAAAGGGAAAGCUUGAUCGGCUUAACACAAAAACUAAAGAAUUUUCUGCAAGCAGUAAUUUAGUAUACACUGCAUUUAAUGGUGAAAAGUCGGAGAUAAGCUUUCAAAUUAAGCAGCAACCAACCGGUGAAGCUAAAAACACAGAUUUUAACUUUAAGGCCUAUGGAAAUCCACUAUCCCAACCUUUUGAGAUCGCACUUGUCUUAGGAAAUUACAGUACAGAGCAUGCCGUGGUUAGUAUCACAAGUAAGUACGGCGAGAUUUUUACAGUAAGUGCAAAUGGAAACUACAACAAUAAGCAAGCAGUUGAAUAUGAGCUCCAGGCUAAUAUUGAAAUUCCUAAAUCCAGCUUGAAGUCUUUAGAAAUAAACAGUCAUGGAAAGGUCUUAAAAUCUUCAAUCGGGAAUGACGACGGUGCCUACAAUAUUGAAUUCGUCCUCGAUUCUAAAACCGGUCUAGGGCAAUAUGCUCGUGUCAACACAGUUUGGAACGGCACGCCAAAUGAUGGGACCUAUGAUUUUGAAGCUCAAACUAACGAUAUGGAGUCUCCAAUGAAGUUCAAUGGUAGAUAUCAUCGGAAACAAACUGGUGAUAUAAAAGAUGGUGAUCUUACCGGUAAGCAAAUGUAUGUACUUAACGCACAGUACGGAAAGCAAUACGUAAAAAUGGAUGCUUCAUUAAGUUAUGGAGCCGAGAAAGUAGACAUAGCAUAUGUUUUAGACUCUAGCUUUGUUUCUGUAAAAGACAUCAAAGUUAAUAUUCGCACCCUUAAAUCUAUCGAUGAUUCGACAUAUGUAGUCAGUGCACAAGUCAAACAGGCAGACAAAUCAUAUGGAUUAGACACAACAUUUUAUCAUUCGGCCCACAAAAAAGGUGUUGAUAUUCGCUUUGAUCUGUUAAAAGAAAAGCCUAUUAUCAUAAAGAGCAUUGCUGAACUCUUAGGAGACCGAAAAGGAAAGGUGACCUUUGAAAUUCUAAACUUGGCCGAUUUGGACAUUAAAAUAAAUAGUGAAGCUUCAUACGUUAGUAUUGAUGACUUUUACAUAAUUGGCAGCUGGAGCUCAAAGAAAUUAAAGCUCGAUGGUUACGAACUUGAGGGACGAGCUCAAAGUAAGAACAUUAAAUUACAACUCAAGAAUGUAAAUGGCGUAAUAUUCUCAGGCUCAGCAUCUUAUGCUCUUAAAAAGGAACUAAACAAAACCAUUAUUGAUGGCCAAGGCCAAGUGCAUUAUCAAGGAAAAUUGCACAAUGGCAAUUUUAAGCUGACCCGACAACAUUUUGAUUUUGGUACGGAUAAGGAAGUUGGCUUUUCGUACACUUUUAUGGGUAAUUUGGGAACCAAAAACGGCCUAGGCACUUUAAAAAUCACGAACAAAGAAUUCAACACCAAGUUUUCCGUUUGUGAAGAAAAGAGACAGUGCACAAAUAUAAUAGUACAAUCAAUUGUGAGCAUUGAUGAACAAAAAAUAGACGCUGUGGAACAUACCACCCUUAUUAUUGUUGACCUGAGAGAACUUGGAUAUCCAUACGAGUUUGAAUUGAAGUCCCAGAAUACGCGCCAAGGUUUUAAGUAUCAGUACCAUUUAGAUAGCUUUAUAAUAACAGGAAAUAAUUUCAAGUACCAAUUUACGGCCAAUAUUCAACCCACGUCGUCCACAAUUAAAUUAACACUUCCGAAGCGUCAAAUAUUGUUUGAAACAACUCAGAAAAUACCAACAGACGGAAGCCUCUUUGGCCACUACGAGCAAACAGCUUCAUUCUUUAUUGAUAAAUUGCAAAGGCCUGACGACGUUGCUCGCUUUACAGCUUUUGUAGAUGUAACGGGCACCGAACGCGUUGCUCUUAACGCCAACGGCCAACUUAAAUUUGAACAUCCAACUAUUCGUCCAUUAAGUAUUUCUGGACGAUUGGAUGGGGACGUGAAUCAACAAAUCGCAAACGCUGAAAUAAUAUUUGAUAUUUUUAAACUGCCGGAACAAAAAGUGGUCGGAAACAGUGAAUUGCGCAACUCCCGUUCCCAAAAUGGUUUCAAUAUUGCAUCUACUACAACUGUUAAGUCAGCUGGGCUUCAGUUUCAGUACCAAAUAAAUAGUAACGCUGCAGUGAAUAUCGAAGCCCAUGAGUACAAUGUUGGCCUGGAAGUAAAUAACGGUGAAUUCGAUGUUAAGGCGAUUUCGUUUUUGAAUAAGGAAAAACUAGAAAUCUCUUUAAGUGAAUCAAAUAAACAUAUCAUUCAUAUAGUCGGAGAAUUCUAUAAGCAAAAACGUUAUGCAAAGUUCAAUACAAAAGUCCAAAUUCUUGAUAAAAAUCCAAUUGAAAUUACAUCAGAGGUUCAACCUAAUUCAGCUAAAAUUGUACUGAAGCGUCAAGAUGAUAUAGAUGGCAAUGUGGAACUUAAACUGGGGAAGGAAUUUAAAAUUGAUGUUUCUGGAAGUGGUAAACAAUUAUUUAAUGGCCGAGUGGCAUUAGAUGCAACAAACUUUUUACAAACAAAUUACGUUAUAAACGAAGAUCAUCUAAAUGUUUUCUGGCAUAAUUUUGAAUCGGAAGUAAACAAAGAUAGUGGAUAUAUUUCUAAAAACAUUAAAGAACGCUUGGAAAAAUCUCUUCAAGAUUCGGAUAAAAUUGUUAAAUUGGCAAAAGAAGCUUGUCCAGAUUUUUCCAAAAUGAAGGGAAAAUUGCUAGAUUAUAAAAACGAUAUUGUUACAGAGCUUAAGGCUGAUCAAUCAAUUGCACCGAUUAUUGAUGGCAUACGCAUUCUAUUUGAAAAAAUAGGAGGUAUUGUUAAUGAUAUAAGCAAGGCAAUAUCAGAAACAUUUGAAAAGGCUCAAAGAUCCGUUAGUGAUAUUUAUGAUAAACUGCAAGUUCUUUGGAAGGAUUCCCUUCUAAAAGCCUGGGAAGAUUUCAUUAUAACUCUGCGUAAACUAAUUGGUACGCUCCAUACAGAGUUUGUCAAGCUUUGUACAAAGACAUUUAAAGAUAUUCUUUCUGCGCUUGAGAAAUAUGGACCAGCUCUGAAGAAUUAUGGAAAAGCUGUUGCUGAAACUGUAAAACCUAUUAACGACGCUGUUCAGGAAAUAAUCAAUAUCGUGGUCAAAACUGCUGAAGGUGCGGCCGAUGAGUUUAAGCAGUAUGUCGCAAGCUUUCCGUCAUUUGAAAGUAUUCGUAAUGAGUUUAAUGACAAAGUUAAAAUUCUGAAUCUUUUUGAAAAGGCAACAGAGUUUAUAAAUAGUCUAUUUGAUCAGUUAAACAUUUUACCACAAACUCCAGAGACUUCAGAGUUUUUACAAAAACUCCACGAUUACUUAGUCGCUAAACUGGAGCAACAACAUAUUGAUGAUGAAAAGAAGAUCGAAGAACUUGGGAAGCUAUUAAUAAAGGCCGUUCGUUCCAUUUUGGUCUCGAUUAGAAACACUUCUCCAGGGUCAUCGGAUCGUGUGAUUGAUUUGCAAUCUUGGAUUGGUUCUCUAACGCAUUCUUUUGACUCAUUGGCUGUACUUCCAAGCCUACUUUCAUUCCGUUUUAGUAUCUUAAACUUUAUAUUAAAUGAGAAUUGGGAUGUCGUUUUCAACAAAAAAUUAUUAUACUCAUGGAUAUUCUUUAAUGACUUUGAACUACGAGGCCAUGUCGUUGAUGGAAAGCAUAUAUUCACUUUCGACGGCCUAAAUUUCGCUUAUCCUGGAAACUGCAAAUAUAUUCUCGCGCAGGACAGUGUUGACAAUAACUUCACAAUAAUUGGCCAGCUUACAAAUGGAAAACUUAAGAGCAUUACGCUUAUAGAUCGGGAGGGUAGCUAUUUCGAAGUAGCCGACAACCUUGCCCUAAAGAUAAAUGGAAACCUAGUUGAAUACCCACAUGAGUUGUCUGGUCUUCACGCAUGGCGCCGAUUUUACACUGUUCACCUAUAUUCUGAAUACGGAGUAAGCAUAGUAUGUACUACAGACCUGAAGGUUUGCCACUUCAACGUAAACGGAUUUUACACAAGCAAAACUAGGGGGCUUCUCGGCAACGGCAACGCUGAACCAUACGAUGACUUCUUGCGAAUUGAUGGUAUCGUAGCAGAUAAUUCGGCAGCCCUAGGCAACGACUAUGGAAUAGGAAAAUGCACAGCAAUUGAUUUUAACAAUGACCAGUUUAAAGCCUCCCAAAGAGAGGAAAUAUGUAGUGAACUGUUCGGUAUUGAAUCAACUUUGGCAUUCAAUUUUAUUACCUUGGAUUCGAGACCAUACCGCAAGGCGUGUGAUAUUGCCCUUGCAAAAGUGGCUGAAAAGGAUAAGGAGGCAACUGCGUGCACGUUUGCUUUAGCUUACGGUUCGGCAGUUAAGCAGAUUCAUAAGUGGGUGCUAUUACCACCGCGUUGCAUUAAGUGCGCUGGACCUGCUGGACAAAACGGCUUUGGAGAUGAGUUUACUGUUAAGUUACCAAACAACAAGGCUGACGUUGUAUUUGUUGUUGAUAUCAAUGUAACACCCGUAGUGCUGUCGAAUCUAAUCGCGCCGGCUAUCAAUGAUAUUCGUGAUUCAUUAAGAAGCCGUGGAUUUUCAGAUGUGCAGGUCGGAGUGGUUGUUUUCGAGGAAUCUAAACGGUAUCCCGCUCUACUCACAAGUGAUAGUGGUAAAAUUAACUAUAAGGGAAACGUUGCUGAUGUCAAGCUGGCUGGAGUAAAGAGCUUCUGCGACAAUUGCGUCGAGCAAAUUAUAACUGAAAAAAGAAUUUUAGAUAUUUAUAAUUCUUUAAAGGAACUGGUAAAAGGAAUUGCACCCCAAGCAGAUGAAAAGGCCUUCCAGUUGGCUUUAGAUUAUCCCUUCCGCGCAGGUGCCGCAAAAAGCAUUAUUGGUGUGCGAAGUGAUGCCUUAGAAUAUAAAAAUUGGUGGAAAUUUGUUAGAGCUGAGUUAACUGGAUCCAUCACUAAGUUCGAUGGUGCACUUCUUCAUCUUAUUGCACCUGUAAAGGGGCUCUCAUUAGAAGGAGGGUUAAGCGAAAAACUAAUUGGCUUCAACUCUCGAUUGGUGGCUACUGUAGAUGGGAAAGAUAGCAAAAAAAGAACUAAAUUGCAAUUUGAUAAUGACAUGGGCAUUGACUUUGUCCUCAAUAACGGAGGCUGGGUGUUUGCCACACAAAACUUUGAAAAGUUAAAAACUUCGGACCAAAAGAAAAUGUUGAACCAGAUUACAUCAUCGGUGGCAGAUACUCUUUUUAAGACCGAAAUCGUCAGUGAGUGUCGCUGUCUUCCGAUACAUGGAUUGCACGGCCAACAUAGGUGCGUUAUUAAGUCAUCAUCAUUUGUUGCGACCAAAAAGCCAAAAGCUGCCUAAAUAGAGCUUUUAUGAUUUAUUGAAUCCCUUCAUCUGUCAGAAAGCAACAACUUGAAAAUUAAUAAAAAUUUAAUAUCA